Dicentrarchus labrax (European seabass) is the source of this 2077-nucleotide messenger RNA. Its product is annotated as aldehyde dehydrogenase, mitochondrial. The transcript has 13 exons. NCBI's taxonomy places the organism in Eukaryota, Metazoa, Chordata, Actinopteri, Moronidae. Gene Ontology annotation, molecular function: aldehyde dehydrogenase (NAD+) activity. The coding region runs from base 16 to 1680 and encodes 554 amino acids. The record is from RefSeq and is a predicted model, not a curated record.
GGGCGUCUAUUCGUAAUGUUGCGUAAUGACGCAACAGAAGGGGGGGGUAGGGUUGCCCAGUUAGCCGUUGCCUUGGCUGCAAGCGGACGGUGUCAGUGUCCUUUGGUGUGCAAGAAGAACAAGAUGAUCCGUACCGUGCUGUCUCGGACUUUUCCCAGACUGAACCGACUAUCGGUGUGUCACUACUCUGCGGUUGCCAUCCCGACACCCAGCACCCAGCCCGACGUUCACUAUAACAAGCUAUUUAUCAACAACCAGUGGCAGGAUGCAGCGAGUGGGAAAACUUUCCCUACCAUCAACCCAGCAACUGGUGAAGUUAUCUGUCAAAUUGCAGAGGCUGAUGAGGCAGAUGUAGACAAGGCGGUGAAAGUAGCACGUGAUGCCUUUAGGUUGGGGUCACCAUGGCGACGGAUGGAUGCCUCUCAUCGUGGCCUGCUUCUUUACCGACUGGCUGAUGCCAUUGAGAGGGAUGCUGCCUAUCUUGCUGAGCUGGAAACCCUUGACAAUGGGAAGCCAUAUGCUGUUUCUUACACUGUGGACCUGCCCAAUGUGGUGAAAUGCUUCAGGUACUACGCAGGCUGGGCUGACAAAUGGGAAGGAAAGACAAUUCCCAUCGAUGGAGAUUAUUUCUGCUACACCAGACAUGAACCUAUUGGAGUCUGUGGACAGAUCAUACCGUGGAACUUUCCCCUUUUGAUGCAGGCCUGGAAACUUGGCCCUGCCCUUGCGACUGGGAACACUGUGGUGAUGAAAGUUGCAGAGCAGACACCACUCACAGCACUCUAUGUAGCCAGCCUGAUUAAAGAGGUGGGUUUUCCCGAAGGUGUUGUGAAUAUCUUGGCUGGCAUGGGACCAUCAGCUGGCGCUGCUAUUGCAAGGCACAUGGAUGUUGACAAGGUGGCCUUCACUGGCUCCACAGAGGUAGGUCAUCUAAUUCAGCAGGCUUCAGGCAGUAGUAACCUGAAGAAAGUCACUCUGGAAUUGGGAGGAAAGAGUCCUAAUAUCAUCCUCUCUGAUGCCAACAUGGAAGAUGCAGUGGAGCAGUCCCACUUUGCUUUGUUUUUCAACCAAGGCCAGUGUUGCUGUGCAGGCUCCCGAACCUACGUCCAAGCAGACAUCUAUGAUGAGUUUGUGGAGCGGAGUGUUGAACGAGCUAAGAGACGAGUGGUGGGAAACCCUUUUGACUUAAAGACUGAGCAGGGACCUCAGGUAGAUCAGGAGCAGUUCAACAAGAUUCUUGGCUACAUCAGCAGUGGGAAGCGAGAGGGAGCCAAGCUUAUGUGUGGAGGAGGAGUGGCUGCGGACAGAGGAUACUUCAUCCAACCUACUGUAUUUGGAGACGUCGAGGACAACAUGACCAUUGCCCGGGAGGAGAUCUUCGGUCCAGUGAUGCAGAUCUUGAAGUUUAAAACACUGGAGGAGGUGGUGACGAGAGCCAACGAUACUAAAUAUGGUCUAGCAGCCGCUGUGUUUACUAAGGACAUUGAUAAGGCCAACUAUGUCUCCAAUGGGCUCCGUGCCGGCACAAUCUGGAUUAACUGUUAUGACGUGUUUGGGGCUCAGGCUCCAUUUGGAGGUUACAAAGCUUCAGGCAAUGGCAGAGAGCUAGGAGAAUACGGUCUUGACAACUACACAGAAAUAAAAACGGUGACCAUCAAGGUGCCACAGAAGAAUUCUUAGAUGUGCAUUGAGCCCAAUCAACAACUGAUUGCUGUCAACCAAGAAUCAACUGAGUUACUGUGCUUUUCCUGUGAUCUGUGCAGUUUUCCUACUGCUUUCUGUCACAUAUCCAUAAUGCAUACCUGUUGAAUCAGUCCCAUUCAUUUCAGCACUAUAGAUUAUUUUUUGGACCGGCUAAAAAUGUACAUCUUUAAAUAAAAUAGUGGAUAGAAUUGUCCAACCUUUGAAUACAUUACUUACCAAUGAUCUCUCAAAUACCCAUACCAGAAUAUAGAAAAUUUACAUUUUCCACCUGAUUUGAGGUAAUCUUAAAAACUAUAUAGUCACAGUCUCUGUUUGUAAUACAUGGGCUUUAAGAUCUCAAAAUUUUCACAAUAAAUGCAUUUGAGGAACUCGC